Molecule: messenger RNA, 789 nt
Organism: Oldenlandia corymbosa var. corymbosa
Lineage: Eukaryota; Viridiplantae; Streptophyta; Magnoliopsida; Gentianales; Rubiaceae
Source: the annotation of a GenBank genome assembly
AUGAAUCAAGAAAGAGAGGAAAAGACCGAUGAAAUUUUGGAGGAAAAUAAUGGUGGGAUCGGGUCGGCCUUCUCAUCCUUGCCGGAGGGUUGCAUAUCAAAUAUCAUAUCUUUGACAACUCCAAAAGAUGCAUGCAGAGCAUCAACGGUUUCAAGGGUUUUCAAGUCUGCAUCAGAAUCUGAUACUGUAUGGGAAAGAUUUCUGCCUUAUGACUACAAGCAGAUUAUAUCCAAGCCAGUUGGUCCUCCUUUGAGCUAUGCAACUAAAAAGGAUUUGUUUUUUAAUCUCUGUCACUCCCCAAUGAUUAUCAAUGAUGCAAACUGUUUUUGGCUAAGUAAAUCAAGCGGAAAAAAGUGCUACAUGAUUUGUGCAAGGGAGCUUGAAAUUGCAUGGAAAGAUGAUCCGAGGUUCUGGAGAUGGAAAUCCAUACCGGAAUCAAGACUUGCAGAGUAUUCUUAUGGUCUUGAUGUGGUUGCAAAGGCAUAUGUUCGAUUUUCUGAAGAUAUUAAAAGUUCUCUUGACCGUGAUGACCCUCAGGAUUGUUAUGUCUACUUAACACAAGCUUCUCAGAGACGUCGUGACCGGCAAUGGAGCACGAGGCAAAUGUAUAACAAGCCUGGUAGGGAUCCACAACCUAGAGCGGAUGGAUGGAUGGAAAUUCUUCUCGGAGAGUUUUUCAAUGACAAAGGCGAAGGUGAUGUCGAGAUGAAACUUUUAGAAACCGAGAUCCUUACAAGUAAAUUGGGGCUGAUUGUGGAAGGCAUUGAGCUCAGGUCUAAGGAAGAAUGA